Messenger RNA from Eublepharis macularius, 1739 nucleotides. RefSeq names its product TATA-box binding protein associated factor, RNA polymerase I subunit A (gene TAF1A). Lineage: Eukaryota; Metazoa; Chordata; Lepidosauria; Squamata; Eublepharidae. The transcript has 11 exons. The record is from RefSeq and is a predicted model, not a curated record. Gene Ontology annotation, cellular component: RNA polymerase I transcription regulator complex. The coding region runs from base 161 to 1552 and encodes 463 amino acids. Gene Ontology annotation, biological process: transcription by RNA polymerase I.
CACUCAUGCCCUGAACAAAAAUGGCUAUCGCAGUUGCGGAGCUCUUGAAAACGAAUGAAGAGUGCCUUGUAGGCGCUUCAUUGUUUUGUUGCGCGUGCUGUCUUUGGGUAGCGGUGCCUGCGCUCUAUUGAGAGAGGUUGCGGAGGACGAGAAAGAAGAAAUGGAUAGUUUUGUUGAUGAACUGAGAAGGGAAGGAGGGGAGGCAUCUUCAGAAGAAGAGCCUGAGGCCGCAUCUGUGGGAACAGCAGGGAAUACUGUGCUUCCUGAAAUUUAUUUACCUCGACUCCCAAGGUGUUUUCAGCAUCCCACAACUGCAGGCCGAAAACCAUCAGAUUUUCAGAAGGCUAAAGAUGACUGUUUAAGCUGUAUACAGGAUGCUCUCCUGCAAAGUCAGUGGCAGAGAGCUGCAGAAUUAAUGAUAAGCUAUCUAGAGACACUGGAGAAUACAACUAAAGAAAAACAGCGGGCAGCACCUGAAGAGAUCUGGAGAAUAGGAACGGAAAUUUUGCAUCAUCAUCCAAGAAGCAACAUAGAGGAGUCCACCCAGUUUGCAGAUCGGAUGAAAAAUUUAGGAGUAAAGGGAUAUUUAAAGGUCUCUUUAGAGCAUGUCUUCCACCUCUUGUGUAAUGGGUAUGUGGAUGAGGCUUAUCAGAACCUGGCCCUGGCAGAAAGCUGGCGCUACGGAGAACAAACAGUUCUUCAGGAAAAAGAGCUGAAACUUAUUCAAGGCUACAAGGGGCUUCUUGACUACUUCAGAUGGCUAAAAAAGAAGACAGACAUAUUGCAGCUUGAGGAAGAAAGCUAUGCUGAGUCCUCUAUUCAGCAAGAAAUGCACAGCUUCUACCGGCAGGCGGCAGUCAACCUUAAGGAGAUCAUUAAAAUUCCUGGAGUUUGGGAUCCUUUUGUAUUAUGUUAUGUGGACCUCCUGGAAUACUAUGAGGAAUAUGAAGAAGCCAGAGAAUUGUUAAAUGAGUAUGCUUACAAUUCCAAAUUUCCUGCCAACCCUAAUGCUCAUGUCUACUUCUAUCAGUUUCUAAAGAGAAGGGGUGAAUCAAGGAAGAAACAGAUCGCUGCUCUUCAAGUCUUACAUGAACUUGUUCCUUCUCAUGAAUUGAUGUUGGAAUUUUAUGUCAUGCUUAAAAAAUCAAAAAAAAGUAAAAACCAGAGACUGCGACUGGAAGUUAUUUUUGCAGUCUUAGACUUUGCUGGAUGGAAGGAAAAUGUAAAGGCUUGGAGAUGUUUGGCAAAACAGAUAAUAGAAAUAUUACAAAAUUCUGGCAAGCAAUUUGACUGGCUCAAGGAGGAAUGGGAUACCCGGAAAAAAUGGUGGCCAGUCUUCCAUUUCAGCAGUUAUUUGGCAAAAAGAGACUGGCAGGAAAAUGAAAGACUUGCAUGUGAAAAAGUCCUGGUGGCUGGAAUACUGCUGGGAAAAGAUUGCAAAUACUUUAAGCAUGUCACACAUCAAGGAUGUAAAACCAGGAAGAAGAAGAUCAAAGCACUGAAGAAUUUUGUGAAAGAAAAUGGCUGGGUCAAUUUGAGAUUGUCUGUCUGAUAUUUGAUCACUUCAAAUGUCAGUGGUGUUUUCCUUUUUCUAAAAGGAUGCAAAUUAUUUUUCUAGAAUGUAUGAUUUUUCACAUAUGUAUAGAUUCCCAGUGCAAAGAAAUAUUUUGUUGUAAAAUUGUGCAUCAAUGACAAUCAUUUGUGCACAGAGUUUUUUAAAAUAAAUUUGAAGGAAUGCA